Danio rerio (zebrafish) is the source of this 5725-nucleotide messenger RNA. It is a transcript of the gene asns, whose product is annotated as asparagine synthetase. Gene Ontology annotation, molecular function: asparagine synthase (glutamine-hydrolyzing) activity. Gene Ontology annotation, biological process: L-glutamine metabolic process; L-asparagine biosynthetic process. NCBI's taxonomy places the organism in Eukaryota, Metazoa, Chordata, Actinopteri, Cypriniformes, Danionidae. The record is from RefSeq and is marked validated.
GCGAAACACGGGAAACGCGACCUAUCUCUUAUUCUCGACCAGUGCUGACCAAAUAAAUCCUUAAAGCAUCAGAAUGUGUGGCAUAUGGGCCUUGUUUGGUAGUGAUGAGUGCCUUUCAGUUCAGUGCACUAAUGCCAUGAAGAUCUUUCAUCGUGGACCGGAUGCUUUCCGCUUCGAGAAUGUCAACGGUUUCACUAACUGCUGCUUUGGGUUUCACCGUCUUGCGAUUGUGGACCAGCUUUAUGGCAUGCAGCCUCUGCGAGUCAAAAAGUUCCCUUAUCUGUGGUUAUGUUACAACGGUGAAAUCUACAACCACAUCAAGCUGAAGAAUCACUUUGAGUUUGACUAUCAAACCAAAGUAGAUGGUGAGAUCCUUCUGCAUCUGUACGAUCGCUUUGGAAUCGAGAAGAUGUGCUCCCUGCUGGAUGGUGUGUUCGCCUUCAUCUUAUUAGACACAGCUAACAGAAAGGUUCACUUGGGAAGAGAUACAUACGGCGUGAGACCGCUAUUCAGAAUGCUGACUGACGAUGGUUUUCUAGCUGUCUGUUCUGAAGGCAAAGGUCUAACACAGAUCAAACACUCCAUGCCCACUGCAAAGAUCACUGCUUUUCCACCGGGACACUUUGAGGUGUUUGACUUGAAGCUCAAUGGGAAAGUGGAGUCUGUUCAGAUGGAUCGCUUUCACUGCUGCACAGACAAACCCAAACAUGCUGACUUUAACAAACUCGAGGGACUGGGCACAGACUUCGAAUUGGAGACAGUCAAGAGCAACAUUAGGAUCCUGUUUGAGGAUGCAGUAAGGAAACGCUUGAUGGCUCACAGAAGAAUCGGUUGCCUUCUCUCAGGUGGUCUCGACUCAAGUCUGGUUGCUGCUUUGCUUGUGAAACUGGCCAAAGAAGAGAAGCUUCCAUAUCCCAUUCAGACUUUUUCCAUUGGUGCUGAGGACAGUCCAGAUGUCGCUGCUGCUCGCAAGGUGGCAGACUACAUUGGCAGCGAGCACCAUGUGGUAAACUUUACACCAGAGGAAGGCAUCAGUGCGCUGGAGGACGUCAUCGUUCACUUAGAGAGUUAUGACAUCACCACUGUUCGUGCCUCUAUUGGAAUGUACCUGGUAUCAAAAUACAUCCGAGAGAAGACAGACAGUGUGGUGAUUUUCUCAGGUGAAGGUUCAGAUGAGCUGACACAAGGAUACAUCUACUUUCAUAAGGCUCCAUCACCUAAAGCUGGUGCAGAGGACAGUGUGCGUCUGCUGGAAGAGCUUUAUCUGUUCGAUGUGCUGAGAGCCGACAGAACCACUGCUGCUCAUGGACUGGAGUUGAGAGUGCCUUUCCUGGACCACAGGUUCACAGCGUACUACCUCUCUCUGCCUGAAGAGAUGAGAGUGCCUAAGAAUGGUGUGGAGAAGCAUCUUUUGAGGGAUGCAUUUGAUGGGAUGAACCUGAUUCCUGAUGAGAUCCUUUGGAGAAGGAAAGAGGCUUUCAGUGACGGUUUGACAUCAGUGAAGAAAUCGUGGUACACCAGCCUACAGGAGCACAUCGAGUCUGAGCUGAAUGACUCUCAGUUGGAGAAUGCUAAUAAACUGUACCAUAUCAAUCCUCCCACAACCAAAGAGGGCUUGUUCAUCAGACAGAUCUUUGAGAAGCAUUACCCUGGCCAAGGUGAGUGGACGCCACAUUACUGGAUGCCCCGCUGGAUCAAGGCCACAGACCCUUCAGCCAGAACACUGUCCAUCUACAAGCCUGAUAAAGAGCAGUAAUCACAUCAACACUCAGACCUCAGUCAACAUGCAUACAUUCUCUACAGCAACUUCCCCAAAAUAUAUAACAUUGCCACAACUUUCUCUGUUUGUUUUACUAAAGUCUUUAUGCACUGAUUUGUUUUGUCUUAGCCUUAAAGAAAAUCAGGUUCUUUAGAGAUUUGUGUGAAUUUUAUUUAUUAUUAUAAUUUUUUUAUUAUUAUUUUUAUUGUAUUUUUUUUUCAAUAUAAAAAUGUAGGAAUUUUCAAAUCUACAGGCCUUACUUUACUCAAUAUACACUCAUCCGCCACUUUAUUAGGUACACCUGUCCACCUGCUAGUUAACGCAUUAAAUAUUUAAAUAGUCAAUUACAAGGCAGCACCUCAAUGCAUUUAGGCAUGUAGACUUGGUCAAGAUGAUCUGCUGCACUUCAAACCAUGCAUCAGAAUGGGAAAGUAAGGUGAUUUAAGUGACUUUAAACGUGACCUAGAUGUUGGUGCCAGACGGGCUGGUCUGAGUAUUUCAGAAACAACCAUCUCUUGGGUUUGCAAAGAAUGGUCCGAAAAAGAGAAAAUAUUCAGUAAGCGGAAGUUCUGUGGGAGCAAACACCUUGUUGAUCCCAGAGGUGGAAGGAGAAUGGCCAGACUGGUUUGGGCUAAUAGAAAGUCAACAGUAACUCAAAUAACCACUCGUUACAACUGAGGAAUACAGAAGAGCAUCUCUGAAUGCAAAACACAUCCAACCUAAAGGCAGAUGGGCUACAGCAGCAGAAGACCACACCGGGUGCCACUCCUGUCAGCUAAGAACAGGAAACUGAUUCUACAAUUCACACAGGCUCACUAAAAUUGGACAAUUUCUUGAUUUCUGUUGCGACAUUUGGAUGGUGGGGUCAGAAUUUGGCGUCAACAACAUGAAAGCAUGGAUCCAUCCUGUCUUGUAUCAAUGGUGCAGACUGGUGGUGAUGCUGUAGAGCACCUUUGGGAUGCGGUGGAACAGGAGAUUCGCAUCAUGGAUGUUCAGCCGACAAACCUGUAGCAACUGUGUGAUGCUCUCAUGUCAAUAUAAACAAAAGUCUCUGAGGAAUAUUUCCAGUACCUUGUUAAAUCUAUGCCACAAAAAAUUAAGGCAGUUCUUAAGGGCAAAAGGGGGUCCAACCCGGUACUAGUAAGGUGUACCUAAUAAAGUGGCCGGUGAGUGUAUUUUAGGGCCGCACGAAAAAUCUGACAUUGUGAUAUUUUGGAUUUGUGCGAUUUAUAUAAUGCAAUAUAAUAAAAUUUCACCAGAUGACUUAAAUAGCUGUAUUUGGAAACAAUUAACUAAUUUUUGAUUGAUUUGGGUAAUUCUGUAGGGAAACGAAUCAUAAGUAUCUAAUAAAUUGAUAACAAGCAUAGCUACAGUACAUGCAAUAGAGCAAAUAUGAGAGUAAAAUAAACAGUGCUUUAAGGUUGUCAGGGUAGUCAAAUCAUAUUCAGGUUUGGGCUGCACAAUGCGCAACAUCGAUAUAUGCUGCAUAAGGUAAAGUAGCAUAUAUAUAUAUAUUUAUAUAUAUAUAUAUAUAUAUAUAUAUAUAUAUAUAUAUAUAUAUAUAUAUAUAUAUAUAUAUAUAUAUAUAUAUAUUAGGGUUGGGCAUCUAAGCUAUAAUGCCGAUCCGAUACGCAUCUCGAUACAAAGAAUACGAUCCGAUAUAUUAGCGAUACAUUUGUGACAUAUUGCGAUGCGACACGAUACGAUUCACACCCAUAUCACGAUACGAUGCGAUAAUUCAGCACUAACUAAUUAGAUCAAGUUUAUGAGAUUAUGUGAAAGAGGAUGCUGUGCCAUUGAAUGAGUUUGAUUGAUUAUUUAUUAACCAAGCAAAACCAAGACUUUUUUUACAAACUGGCUUUUCUCUCAGAGCCAGAGUGUCAGUUUACAGUAGAGGGCCAUUUUAGAACCUAUAGCACAUAUUAUUUAAGUAUUUUCAAGAUAAACAGAAUGUAUAAGUGCAAUAUAUAUUAAAAUAUAUAUAUUUGCACUCUUUCAACAUAAAGGUUUAGCAUUGCACAACAAGAAUUGUGAUUUAACUUUUCAACUAUGAAAACAAGUUUUACAAAGAUAUAUUUUGCCACUGAAUAUUCAAAACUUAAGGUGGUGAACUAGCAGUGUUAUGCUGCUUUGAAACAUCACUGUCACUGUAAACAACAGGCUAAUAAAAAUAUAACAAACCAGCAAUCUUCUUGCUGUGAGGUGGUCAAACUACCCACUGUGCCACCAUGACGCCCAUUAUUUUUAUCAUUAUUAUUAUUAAUAUUAUUAUUAUUAUUAUUAUAAUUAAAUAAAAAUUAACAGAAGGAGGUGUUCAAAACCUUCGUUCUCCGUGACACUAGGCUGAAUAUCUUUGCAGAUGAACAGGGCCGGCACGUCCAUAGAGGCGACCUAGGGGGCCGCCUAGGGCGGCAGUAUAGAGAGGGCGGCGUCCGCAACACCCCCCCUUACCACCCGCAUCCUCAGUUAUGUCCGCGACACCUCCAUCAGCGCCCGCUUGUCCUCAGUUAUAUCCGCGCAUAGGGUGGCAGAAUAGAGGUCCGCGACACCCACGUCCUCAGUUAUAUCCGCGCAUAGGGCGGAAGAAUAGAGGUCCGCGACACACGCGCGUCCUCAGUUAUAUCCGCGCAUAGGGCGGCAGAACAGAGGUCCGCGACUCCGGCGCGUCCUCAGUUAUAUCCGCGCAUAGGGCGGCAGAAUAGAGGUCCACUGGAAGAUGGAGCUUUCACAACAACACAGUGGCGCCGCUUCAAGUGAGAUUUCAGAUUAUUCGUACUGCCCGUGUAUUUUACAGAUGCGCGGCACACUUUUGCAAAUUGCAUCUGUCCUGUCAUGUCGUCCAUCCUUAAAUCCAUAAUGUUGCCAUACUUUAGAUUUAAAACUCAGUGGGGAAUAAAAUGUUUGUUUUGCUUCUCGCGCUUUCUGAGGGCGCACCACUAGCUUCAUCCGCACACCUGAUACAGUUGUAGUGUAAGUGUACACAUCCGCAAAUCCGUUGCUAAGGCUUACUUUAAGUAGGUCGAUUAAAUUAUGCGCCAAAAACAGGUUGACAACACUUGUUAAUAAAUAAAAAAUACAUUCUAUAUUAAAAAUAUAAGCUGUAUCUUGGAAAAACCGAUGCAUCUCGCAAAAACCGAUGCAUCUCGAUUUGCUUCCAAAAUUUCAUUCAUCCUCUGCUGCUCUACCGAUGCACUCGCAUCGUGCACGCGCAUGACCGCGUAUCGAUACAUAUCGGUUAAUCUUCCCAUCCCUAAUAUAUAUAUAUAUAUAUAUAUAUAUAUAUAUAUAUAUAUAUCAACAGCUAUAAUUAAAAUUAAAAGGUAUGUAGCAUGUUGGUUAAUAGAUUCCCAUAAUUUCCCAUUAAGCUGCACAUUAAACAUUUUAUUUUUUCACAAAUAAAUAUGUAUUAUAAAUAAGUAUGCCGUAAUCAUGUAAAACCAAAAAAACACACACAACAAAAAAAUUCAACAGAAAUGAUACAGAAAUCUUGCACUGAUCAAAGAAAGUUAACAACUAGUACUCUACCGUUCAAGAGUUUAAAAUCAGUGUGAACAGAAAAUUGACUUCUAUUUUAGGAUGUCGCUGUAUUUUUAACUGAAAUUGAACAUUAAGUAGAGGGUUGGGCUGUCUAAUUGCGUUAUAGCAAACUAAUGGUAACUGAGUUUAAGAAUAUUGAGGCUGAACCUACAUCAACAGAAGUAUCGACACUAAACUCAGAAGCACUUGGUCUGACUUUGAUUGAAGAUAACCAAAAUAAGCAAAAACAAUUCAGUGGAUUAACUUGCACUGAUUAAUUGUUCAUCUUAAGAACAGCAAUGUGUGCUAGUAAAUAAACAUUGUACAUUUUGAUCUCACACAGACUUUAAAUGUUAGUCAUGUUUUUGAAAGAAGACUGUUAUGCUACUGAGGAUGCGUUUAUUUGCUCAAUAAAUAUUGAUGAAUUAAAACAGCUGUUUUCUCUUUUAA